AUGUUCAGAUGGGAUAUCAAUGACCAUACACAAUGCGACAUAGCCCAUGAUAUGAUUUGGAUGACGUCGAUCUACCAAGAAAGUAAUUGGAAGCGUUAUGUCACUUUCAUGCGUCUUAUCACUAUCAGCAUCAUCAGCAAGUUCCGAGGGGACCUGGUGGACGUGGUUAACAAUCCCCGAGCCAUAGUUCUUGAAUUCAAGUCUUUCCUUCUAGUCACAUCCGAGAAGACAAGCCACAGGCGCUCUAACCGUAAGAUAUUCCGUCGGUACAUGAACGCCCUCGUCAGCUCACCACAACAAUGGUUUCGGAUGCAGGAUUAUAACACCUUAGCCCGCUUCACGAUUACUGCAGGUCUCGCCUACACGCAGUAUAACAUUCUAUGCAAGAUAGGAGCUACCAUGUAUGACGCGGUAACCUUUUUCAAGCAUCAGUCAGAAGGCGAGACAAACAGCACAUUUACCUACAUGCCGGAGGAUAAGCGCAUCAAUACUUUUCACGGAGUGCGUCAAGUCCUAUGGGCAUUAAAAGUAGCAAUGGCAGACAUGCCCGGGCAUGCAAUCGUCACCAACUUCCUCCGCAACGUUGGUGGGCCAAUUCUCAUGACGAUGCGGCGAUAUCGGUUUGUCGAAGAGGGGCUCACCAUUGGUAAGACGGAGUCUGGGGAUAUCAUCAACGAAACUUGGCAGAACUUCAAGCUUUGGAAUCGCUUGGACGUGGGCUCAGCCACGUCCCUCGAUUUUAAGCACUAUCAUAUUCUUCUUUCCCGGCGUGAUGAUCUCAUGUUCCCGGGUUUGGCGGAAUGGCUGGAAGCCGACAGUCAACAUUGUACCCAGUGUGUAUACCGCAAGGUAUAUGGUGCACAGAGGGCCCAUUGCUUCGGCGGCGUGGAACUCUGCAGCGAGUGUCGUGAUGCGUGGCGCGAGUACCUCAAGACGCUGCCCGAACGCACGAAGCAAGCAUUUCCGGAUCUUGACCUGGAGAUAUGA
Molecule: messenger RNA, 987 nt
Organism: Aspergillus piperis CBS 112811
Lineage: Eukaryota; Fungi; Ascomycota; Eurotiomycetes; Eurotiales; Aspergillaceae
Exons: 4
Coding region: 1-987 (328 amino acids)
Source: RefSeq, a predicted model, not a curated record